Messenger RNA from Euleptes europaea (tarantolino), 2355 nucleotides. It is a transcript of the gene AKAP3, whose product is annotated as A-kinase anchoring protein 3. Gene Ontology annotation, cellular component: sperm principal piece; cytoplasm. The transcript is spliced from 3 exons. NCBI's taxonomy places the organism in Eukaryota, Metazoa, Chordata, Lepidosauria, Squamata, Sphaerodactylidae. Gene Ontology annotation, molecular function: protein kinase A binding. The coding region runs from base 1 to 2355 and encodes 784 amino acids. The record is from RefSeq and is a predicted model, not a curated record. Gene Ontology annotation, biological process: intracellular protein localization.
AUGACGGAUAGCAUUGACUGGUUACAGAGCCAAAGCGGACUGUGCAAAGUCGAUCGCUACACCCCCAGUGACGAGGGGGAACAGACCUGGACAACUGAUUCUGCCAAACUUUUCCAGCAAACUGCCUCCGAUCCGAUCAAAGUCUUGAGCUGGCUCCGAAAAGAUCUGGAAAAGUGUGCAGUUGGGAUCGAAAAUGUGCUGAACGGCAGUAACAACACAGCAGAUACCACUUCCAAAGAGUCUCCAAGCACGCCGUCUCCAAGCACGCAGCAGGCCAUGCCGCAGCGCAACCUGCAUUCCCCUGGAGGCAUCAGCGUGUGCGAUGGGGAGUUCAGCGUGAACAUCAGCUCCAACCGGGCCUCUCCCACCUUCCACUUGGCGAUGAAGGCCACUUGCCAAAAGGAGACUGAGGAAAGUGGCAGGUCUACUUCACCAAACCUGAAUCCUGACCCCGAUGAAGUCUCUUAUUAUUGCAAUCGGCUUUCCAACCUUGCCAUAGCAAUGGCGCGCAAGGAAAUGAACGAGAGCGCAGACGGCAACACGUGCACCCAGAAGACCAUCUUCACGGCUGCUGGGGACCACGGCCACAGGUCUGUUGGGGUGGGUGCAGAGGAGAAGCACAAACCCACCAAGAUGGGAGAGUGCAAACCAGACGGGAGCCCCACGACUAAGCACAGGACCUUGUAUUACAAAGAGGAGAAUACGGAAAUACCUAACAAAAGUGAACCGUGCAGGGAUGGGAUGAAAGGUGGCGGCCGUCGGAAACGAGCCGGCAAUGACGAUUACACCAGCUCCAUGAGCAAAGGCAUACUGGUUUAUGCCAACAACGUUGUUUCAGAUAUGAUGGUCUCCGUUAUGAAGACGAUGAAAGUUAAAGUGAACGACUCCAACAUCGCUUGCGCAGUCCUGAAGAAGGUUCUGCUGAAGCAUUCCAAGGAGGUGGUCUCCGACCUGAUCGACUCCUGCAUGAAAAACCUGCACGACGUCACGGGAACCCUCAUGACCGACUCCGACUUUGUUUCGGCCGUGAAGCGGAGCCUCUUCACCCAAGGAAGCCAAAAGGCCACCGAGAUUGUCCAAGCCAUGCUGAAUCGCUUGCAUAACGCUCUGAUCGUGCAAAAGCAGGGGGGCGACAGGCCCAGGUCCCAAAGCAUGGCCUUUGCCAGUGUCAAGACAGGCGCUGAGGGGAAGUCUCAGAACAUGAGGUUUUCUGCAGCGAAAACCGAAUUGCGCAAAGAGAAAGAGAAGACUUGCGCCGAAACAGUCGGCAAUCACAUCCUGAAGGAGGGCCUCACCAUGUGGUCGAAAAAGAACGACCCCGGAGGACCCAACCCCCAGUCGUCCAAGGCCACAGGGGGCGCCCCCUGGAAUCCAGACAACCUGGACCCCUCCACAGAUUCUUGGGCACGAGACCUGAUUGUGACGGCUCUGCUCCUGAUACAAUACCAUCUCGUACAGCAGGAGAAUGCCAUGAAGGAUGCAGAAGGUGGGAGGUGCAGCAAGGCAGCAGGGACAUUUGGCUUUAUGGCCCACGAGAAAGGUAGUGGCGGCUCCCCCCCGCUUUUAGCAAGAUUGGGCGACCCAACCAAGCAAAGCGACGACGAACGGUCAGAGGCGAAUGCCGAAAGCGACAUGUCCGGUGUGAUAGUGAACCUUGUCCAGAAGCUCAUCAAUGAGACGGUCGGCAAAUUAGGAGGAAGUCCGGGGACUAUGGUGGCAGAAGAAGCAAGCAGGAACACCUGCAAAUACCUCGAUGGAGCAGGGCCCUCCGGCCUCUCGGAAACAGACCAUUCCUAUGAAGACGCCAUCUCCGGAUUGACCAAAAUGAUUCUGGAUCAGUUUGACAUUGACAGGAAGGAAGGAGGCAGCGGCCCCUUCAUCGACCACCUGGUGGAUACGGUUACAAAGCUGUGUCUCAUGAUAGCCAAAUACAGCAAUCCGGAGGCAGGUCUUGAAGACAUAGGAGAUGGAGAAGAUGCCGGUGGGACAAUGUAUUUCAAGGGCUCAGAGACAGAGGAAAGCCGUGUCGGGUCGCGCGAAGAGACUGCAUCCGGUCGCAAAGUGGUCGUGACCAACCAGAAUGCUCCGGAGAACUUGCACCACAAACAGCUCCAAGCCAUCCUUCAGUGGGUAGCGGCCUCGCAGUUAAACGUCCCUGUGUUGUACUUCAUGGACGACGAUGAAGACACCCUGAAUAAGCUUCAACAACUCUCCUCCUUGGCGGUGGAAAGGGGCUACAGCGUUGGGGAAGUCAUGCAAGCCGUGUUGAAAUACGAGAAGGAACGGCAGCUGGGGGAGGCCUUGGGCAACUUUGUGCGGCUGCCUGUACUAGACUGGCUGCUUCAGAACCUGUGA